Messenger RNA from Histoplasma mississippiense, 1908 nucleotides. RefSeq lists its product as hypothetical. NCBI's taxonomy places the organism in Eukaryota, Fungi, Ascomycota, Eurotiomycetes, Onygenales, Ajellomycetaceae. Gene Ontology annotation, biological process: attachment of GPI anchor to protein. The record is from RefSeq and is a predicted model, not a curated record. The transcript has 7 exons. Bases 1 to 1908 code for a protein of 635 amino acids. Gene Ontology annotation, cellular component: GPI-anchor transamidase complex; membrane.
AUGGCUUUAAUAUCCAAUAUAAUCCUCAGGCUACGCCGCGAUCCACGCCUGUUAUAUGAAUUUCCUCCGUAUAUAUCUGCCAUUCUCGUCGUGGUCGGGGUUGUUUGGCUCUUUCUCCUUCCCCUUACCGAGUACUCUCGCCAAACAUACAUCUCAGAAAACGCGCUUUUACCGGGGCAGGUGCACACGUAUUUCGCAGGGAGUGAGCAGAAUGUCUUUCGGGGGUAUAGACGGGAAAUUGACCUCGUGAAGGAUGCGGAGUAUGAUAUGAAGUCUAAAAAGAUCCAGUCGAUAUUUCGAGAAUCCGGUCUGAAAAUUGCAACUCAAGAUUAUGAGUAUCGGUCAGCUGGAAACACACAUCGUGGACAAAAUGUUUAUGGUGUCAUUCAUGCUCCAAGAGGAGAUGGGACAGAAGCUAUUGUUUUGGUGGCCGCUUGGAAAACCAUUGACGGCCAACCAAACGUCAAUGGCGUGACUUUGGCUCUGACCCUGGCUAGAUAUUUCAAACGGUGGUCCCUGUGGUCCAAAGAUAUCAUAAUCCUAAUUACGCCAGACAGCAAAUCCGGCACACAAGCAUGGGUCGAUGCCUAUCAUGAUAUGCACCCAGCAUCCGUUCAAUCUCUUCCUCUCAAAAGUGGCGCUUUGCAAGGCGCCUUGGUUUUUGAGUACCCCUUCGACCACAGGUUCGAAUCUAUCCAUAUCGUAUACGAUGGUGUCAAUGGGCAGCUGCCAAACCUCGACUUAUUCAACACUGCCGUUUCAGUAAUCCAUGGCCAAAUGGGCAAUUCAGCAACCUUGCAGAAGAUGUAUGAGCACAAUGAUAGCUACAAAAUGCGCCUGAAAACAAUGCUUCGAGGCAUGAUAAAUCAGGGGCUGGGUAAUGCUGCUGGCGCUCAUAGCAGCUUUAUUCCUUAUCACAUUGAUGCGAUUACGAUCCAGACUAUCGGAAACGGGUGGCAGGACGAAAUGGCGCUUGGCAGGAUCGUGGAAAGUCUUGUUCGCAGCUUGAAUAAUCUCCUAGAACAUUUCCAUCAGAGCUUCUUCUUCUAUAUUCUAAUGCAGGUGAACCGGUUCGUAAGCAUUGGAACAUAUCUUCCCAGCGCAAUGUUGAUUGCAGGGAACUUCACCAUCAUGGCUAUUGCUCUAUGGAUGAAAAGUGGAGUUCGUCCUUCCGCAGGCACAAACGCAGGAUUGGAGGAUUAUGUUUCCAAGAGAGGAAAAUCAAAUGGAAUGGAAAACAUCAUCGCUGAUCAGGAAGGAAAUGGCAUUCUAGAACGACAUAUGGCGUUGCCACUGGCGCUGGUGGUUGGAUUGCAUCUAGUAGGAUUUAUCCCGCUCUAUGCCUUCAACAACAUGCACCAUCAAUACUUUGAACAAGCAACCUACCUACUCGUCUUCAUAAACAUCGUCCUCCCAAUACUUCUCGCUGCAAUCAUAACCCGCUGCUCUCGCCCAUCAACCCAACAAUGCCUCCUCAUAAAAUCCUUCUCCCUCCUCCUCCUCGGUCUCUUCCUCUCUGCACUCGCAACCUUAAACUUCUCCCUCUCACUCAUGAUCGGCCUGUUAUGCACUCCCCUAUCCUAUAUCGUCCCGAUCCCAAACGAACCUAGCCAAAACGCAACCGCGAAUUCGAAACCAUCAGCUUCUACGGACAAGGCCAGAGAAAAGCCAACAAAUUCAACCUCAACGUCAGUGACGACUAUCCUCCUCACCCUGUUCGGUCUAAUCUUCAUGAAUCUACUUUCCCCCACUGUAGUUCUGUUGGCUGCAUGUCACUACUGGCAGAUUCCGAUAACGACGUUGUUGACUGAGGCGGUGUUCGGAUGGGACGUAUGGGGGGUGUGGACUCAGGUAGCCUUCUGGUUUCCAGCGGAAAUAACGAUUGAUAAGAUCUACCACGAAUCAUAA